AAGGCUCCUGGCAAUUUCCUGCUUCUUCGAUCCUGUGGUUGCUCCUCUUCUAGCACCAUUCUGGCUUAUCAAAGAGGAAGAUAUAGAUAGGUGGGGCUGUUUGGAAAGCUUUUUCAAGGAAAAUCAUGGCUCAUUGUUGAAAUCUUUACAUCCGUGAAAUGAAAGCUGCGUGGCUGAGGCUGCAUUUUCAGGAAAAGUACAUACGGACGUUAUUAUGGCAGAGUUUACCUCAAUCACUGAAGACCGAAGCGGCUUAAAGGAGUCUGAGGUGGUUUUAGCGAGCUCUGGAACUGUACAGUCACACAAUACCAGUCAGGGAGUUUCUUCACUCUCUACUUUUGCAGUCAGACAGCUGAUGUUUGUCCAAAGACUGGAAAAAAGACAGAAAUGGUGGUCAAGUUCAGCAGGGAAUCAAAUCAUCAAACUCAUCCUACGUGUAGAUUGUACAGUCUGGGUUGCUGAUAUUCUCAACAAUUUCUGUCCAUACAAACCCUGUUAUUGAGGUUACUGACAAGCAAUUUGUGCAACCACUAAUCAGACAGCACUUCCUGUCCCAGGUCACUGUGCCCCAGCAGACCCCACACCUUGAAAUUAUAACUCUGGCCACUGGGAGCAAACCAACCAUCCUGUAAUGGGGUCAUAUACAAUCCUGUCAGGGCAAGCAUGUAAAAAAAAGGUCCUUACCGUGUUGUAAAACAGUGGGCAUAAACCUUUCGACCACCUACAGACCUUCUAGUGCAGAAGUGCAGACAGAUGAGUGUCAAGACCGCUCAGCAGUCAUGAAGUGCCACAAGACAUAAUAAUUACAACAGAUACUGUACUUCUGUCAUCUUUGCCUUUCUUCUCGUUGUCGGACCACGAGCGCAUCGGAUGGACUUAAUGAGGACUUCUAUUCAUCAUUGUUCUGCCGUUCUUCAUAUUUAAUACUGCAUAUCCAAGACUCGUACUAACUCUUCUAAUGAAUACACCGUUGAUGUCCUUCAAGUCACCACCACCUCUGCACUCGUACACAAACAUGGCCGCCGUGGACUUGCCACAGUUUGAUCAUCGCUUCUGUUUUCAUGUUGCCUGAUGACUUGCCUUGACUGUGUUGUUUGCUAAUCGAUGACCGGUGCCUGUCCUGUGCCGAUUUGGACCGUCUGCUUGAGUUCACUAUUAAAGAUCACCUUUCCUGCACUCGCAUCUGACUCUGUUUAUCUGAUGUGCCGUGAUUGGUGCCAGCCUUGUAUCCAAGUCUCUUCCCUAGUGGCACAGGUGGCAUUAUGGAUUCAGCACCUCCUCUCGGAAUAGACCACGAUGGCUUGGACCUCCAGCAGGUCUCUGUGCUGUCCUUAGAUCAGAUCCGCGCCAUAAGGGCUAGCAAUGACUAUGUGGAACGUCCUGUGACACUCGACCCCACAUCGCAGGUGGGUGUCUUCUAUACACACGAUGAAAGACACCCUCAGAUGCCUCGCAGUCAGAGCCAGCACCAACAUGCCCACCUGGCUCACCUGAGUCGCUCUAGUACAAUCAGCUCUAUGUCCCGUGGCAGUGCCGCUUCGGACCAGAGACUUCUUUCAGGUUUAACAAGUUCCCAUUCUGGAUUGGCCUCGGUGGUGCGUUCUCAACCCAAAGGCGACCUGAAACCAGACUUGUUAAGUAAAGGCUUGGCUGAUGGGGAGGAUUUAGGCUUGCAUCAGUUCAUCUGUGAACGAUGUAGCCGUUGCAAGUGCCAGGAGUGUUGUGCCCCUCGAAGCUUGCCCUCUUGCUGGACAUGUGGCCAGCGAUGUCUUUGCUCAGCAGAGAAUGCCGUGGAGUACGGCACCUGCAUGUGCUGUGUCAAGGGCCUCUUCUACCACUGUUCAGGCGAUGAUGAGGACAACUGCGCUGACCGACCCUGCUCCUGUGCUCCGGCACAUGCCUGCGCCCGCUGGAGCACCAUGGCAGUUCUGUCUCUCUGCCUGCCCUGCUUGUGCUGCUAUCCUCCUGCCAAGCUUUGCCUCACUAUGUGCCAGCGUGGCUACGACCACGCAAAACGACCCGGCUGCCGCUGCAGCAACACCAACACUGUGUGUCGAAAGAUCUCGGCUUCUAACCCCGCACCUUUCCGGAAGACCCUGGACAAACCGGUAUGACACUCAGACGGCACUCCAUCUGUCAUUCCGUCACUGCAUUCCCCCUUUCGCAUUCCCGAGGAUACCAUGAAACACAACUUACUGAGCUGCACCCAACCAACCAGGCCUAGCUACAUUAUCUGCAAGAAUGGAAGCUUGUUGAUUCAAAACAAUAAAAUGUUGUCUUUCUAUUUAUUUAUUUAUUUGACUUUCCUGGCUAAGACAGAUGACAAAUGCUGUCCAUAUGUAACCUUUUACAGGGAGUAAGCUAUCAGAAAAGAAAAAAUCUGGUGCUGUGUUGGGUGAAAUGCAUCUUCUGGGCACAGUGCCAUCUGCAGCCAUACUGCGUGGACAGUCUGUAUGCUAAAGGUCUGACGUUUGAUCCGAGGGGAACGGAGAGCCAGAGCCAAAAAAACAUUCAGUACAAACCAUUUUGGACACCAAAAAAAAAAAAGGGACCAGAUGAAGCUCAUUCAGGAAUGGAUUGUGAGAUGAGAGGUGGUUACCUGAAAAGACAUUGGGCAUGUGUGGAUAUGAAUGGAUGGAUGGAUGCACCUGAAAGAGCGAGAAAACGUGUGUGUGUGUGUGUGUUCAUGUUUGUGCGUGUGCAUGCGGAUGGGUGUGAAAGACAUGUAAGGUGUAUGUGCAUGCGUGCGCAGUCUCAGGCCUCUGUCUGCUCUCAGCAGAAGCAUUCUUUUUUAUUUUUAGAGAAGCUGCUCUGAAAGACAAAGUGUCUGGUCAGGUUUCUAGCGCAGGGCAGCCUGACGCCAGCCUCUCCCAAGCGCUCUAGCGUCCUCGCAAUUCCACCCCCCUUCCCUAUCACCACCACCACCUCCAACCACCACCACCACCACCACCACCACCACCACCCCACCCUCUCGUCUGCUGCUCACUCUCAUUCCUGCUAUGGGAAUUCUUGUCCUAUACUCUCUCCAGCUGUGCUAUGGGACCAAAUGUAAUUCAAUCAUCAUACAUUCCCCAAAAAAACACAACCUCCACCACCAUGGACUCUGGUCUGAUUUUUUUCCUGCUGCUUUCAAGAUAACAUCAAGUUACACCGUUACAUUCAUUAGAGAAGCAAGAUAAAUGUCAUAGUACAAACAAAGACACUUCAGAGCACUGCGUCGUUUAAGAUCUUACUCAUCUAUGAACAGCAAACAAAGCUAGUCGGGGAAUAUGCUAUUUACACUAUGGCCAUACAUUUCUAAGCACUUUGGACUUCAUUUCGGAUCGGCUCGUUAGCCGCUAAUCGCGUCCUUAUUCCUGAUCGACAGGAAGUGAGAGUGUCGGAGAGCCGGAAGAAAGAGGGGACUCCUUUGAGUGGAGGCUCUAAUUCGAUUGCCUUACCAGAGCACCAUACUUGGGAACAAGGUGAAACAGAUGCACCGAUAUCCAAAAUUGGAAUGAGAAAUCAAAUCAAGAAAUCUGUUUCCAGAGUGUGUAUAAGUGUGUGUUGUCGCCCCCCCCCCCGUCCCCGCCCCGUAUAUGCACAAGGCUCCUUGUUGUUAGAGUUCCUUUGCUCUAUUUUUCUAUCUACGUAGGAUUGUUAUUGUAUUUCUAUUUUUAUUCUAUUUGGUUUAAUCUGGGUAUUAUGGUUACCGUUAUUUUCUAUUACCAUCGGAAAAUUUAACUUUAAAUCGCAGGCCUGUCUAACACUUAAACAUUAACCUGAAAGCGGGCUACAUAUUAUGGAGGAGAGGUCUUUUGUGGUUCCACGCAAACGUAUUUGUUUUACAUUAACGGUCACGCUAAAUAUAACGAUCACCCUAUACUGAUCUGUCCUUUAACGAUUACUGUGUAAUUUGGUUGUAUUUCUUUCACCAUCACAAAAUCAGAAACGAGUCUUUGUCGACUUUCACACAAUCGACUGAAAGAACGGAAUUAGGUAAAAAUGAACACGAUUAAAUUUACGAACAGUUAUGUCGUGUUUAUAAACGUAGACGUCAAUAACAGUGUAAUGGAAGAGGGUCUCUUUCAGGACUGUCCUUAUUUUAAAGACUAAUUUACUGUCCAGGUACAAUGCUAUUGUGUUAAUCAAACAAAAAAUAUUCUGUACUUCCUGUUAAGGUUUUCAGUCCACCGCCUCAUUCUGAUGUCUAAUAGAAAUCAGGUCAGGUGACUUAUUGCUACUGGUCAAAAACCCAAACUUCUUUUCACACCGUGAAACCGUGAUUCAACUUCUCCUCCAUGGUUAAAUCUUAAAAGACAAUCUCUCCUAGGAGGGGUCAUAUUCUAGGGAUGGGUGCAGCGUAUAGGUACAAGCAUUUUACAGGAACUGGUGCUGACCACAGUCUUUAAUUUAACCACUAAAAGUUCCCCAUUGCUUUGGUACAGUUGGCAUCUUGUAAGUUGCAAAAGAAUUAAAGGAGCGAGAGAAAGAGAAAUCUAUACAAAUGAAUAUAUUGAUAUAUGAAUAUAAAUAUAUAUAUAUAUAUAAAUAUCUAUAUACAUUUUACACUUUUUUUUUCUGUUGCCGACAUAUUAUCGGUAAGUCACAGAUAUUUAUUUAAAUGAUUGUUAAGGAAAGAUAAGUAUUUAUUUAUGGUGAAUGAUGAAAAGAAAUGACCCUUGUAAUGAUUUCAAUUUUUUUUUUUUUCGUGGUGAGGAGGGCGUGGCCUCGAGACAGAAGAUAAUAAAUAAAAUGAGUUUUCAAAUGUA
Molecule: messenger RNA, 4751 nt
Organism: Tachysurus fulvidraco (yellow catfish)
Lineage: Eukaryota; Metazoa; Chordata; Actinopteri; Siluriformes; Bagridae
Product: protein sprouty homolog 2
Exons: 2
Coding region: 1263-2114 (283 amino acids)
Biological process (GO): negative regulation of MAP kinase activity; negative regulation of Ras protein signal transduction; negative regulation of fibroblast growth factor receptor signaling pathway
Cellular component (GO): membrane; cytosol
Source: RefSeq, a predicted model, not a curated record